Ceratitis capitata (Mediterranean fruit fly) is the source of this 2102-nucleotide messenger RNA. Its product is annotated as probable tRNA (uracil-O(2)-)-methyltransferase. NCBI's taxonomy places the organism in Eukaryota, Metazoa, Arthropoda, Insecta, Diptera, Tephritidae. Gene Ontology annotation, molecular function: tRNA (uridine) methyltransferase activity. The coding region runs from base 140 to 1900 and encodes 586 amino acids. The record is from RefSeq and is a predicted model, not a curated record. The transcript is spliced from 3 exons. Gene Ontology annotation, biological process: tRNA methylation.
GCACGCUAUAAUAGAAAAUGUAUUGUCAUAUGAGCGUACUUAAAAAUGUCACCAAAAUAAAAAGGUUAUUGUUUACAUCUUGAUUUCAUUGCUCUACACUGUAUAACUUUAAAAUUAUAAAUCGUUUAAAUGCGUGAAAAUGGACACUUCACCAGCUUUUCUCACAGAAACUGAAUUUUGGACAGGUGUUACUGUAUUGAUUAGAAAUUAUCAUGCGGUGAAUAAAAAAAUAUUUGCAUGUGUAUUUCAAAAAGUAAUUAGGCUAAAUGAAGGAAUCGGAAAGGAAUCUGAUAAAUACAUUUGCGAAUCGAGUAACCUAACUAAAGUGGAAGAAACAGUGGGUCUGGGUUAUAAAUCCUCGGAAGCAGAAAUUGAAUCCGUACUUUACAAUUUGGUAGCAAACAAUGAAUCUAGCGUGGAUUGUGAAGGGUUUAUAAUUUUCUACAAAUUCUUGACUAAAAAAUUGCAAAACAACAUCGAAGCUGUUGGUAAAAUAGAUUUGGUCAACAAAUCAUUUACUUGUAGAUUUAAGUCCUGUGAGCACUUUGAGGACUAUCAAGUGCGGUUUGCUAAAAACGUGCUAGCAACUGAGAUACUCACAGAACGUGGUUCAAAAGAGAAGGGCAUACGAUGGCUGGAUUUUGUUCUGAAACCUAAACUUCUCAAAUGGUGUAAAAAUGCGAGGUUGGAAGAGUUGUGCUCCGCAAAUAGUUCGACACAAACUAAAUCACUUCAAUUAAUUGACUUGGAACGCUAUAAUGAACUUUAUAAAUUACUUAAAACUAAAUACGCUGAAAAAGCAUUAGAAUAUUGGAACAAUGCAAAAGAAUCUACUGAUCCCUUGAAGUUCAUUUACGAAGAUAUAGCCAUAGCAUCUUACCUUAUUUGCCUGUGGGAGCAAGUGGGCCCACCAACAGGGUUUGCAGAUCUCGGAUGUGGCAAUGGGCUAUUAGUAUAUUUGCUCACAGAAGAAGGUUUUAAUGGGUAUGGUUACGAUGUGCGAAGCCGCAAAAUUUGGUCUUAUUAUCCACGUACCACUCGCUUGGUUGUACAAACAAUCGACCCAGAUAAAUUUGAGCUGCCCGCAGAAGUAGAUUGGGUGAUUGGUAAUCAUUCCGAUGAGUUAUCGCCAUGGAUACCCAUCAUAAGUGCUAUGAGCAGCUAUCGAAUGCAUUAUUUUUUACUUCCUUGUUGUGCUUACGAAUUGUCUGGUGCGAAGUUCCUGCGGCGUAAUACGGGGAUUAGUGCUUAUCAAGAUUUUUAUACCUAUUUGAAUAAUAUUUCAGAAAAGUGUGGUUAUAUCACUUUAAAAGAUCGUUUAAAAAUUCCUAGUACGAAACGCUUAGCUCUAAUUGGGAUUGAAAGAACAUAUUCGGAAAACAUAAACGCAAACCAAAAUGAAAGCAUUUCAAAGUUCGUUGAGGAGGAACGAAUUAAGUUUGGAAACAAUAUUUCAGGAAGAGAUAUUAAGCUACGUAGUAACUGUGAGAAAGUUCGAAAUUGCACACAAAUCGAUAAAAAUAUUUUGGACGAUUUAGUGUUAAAAAUAUUCAAACAUCUUCUGACCUCAGGCAAUAAAAUUUCAAAAGGAAACGAUGGUGCCUUUGAUAAAUGGCAGAUGGGUGCACGGUUGCGUAUGUCAGAUAUAGUUAAGUGUUUGCAGAAAAGUGAUCUUCAAAGCAUCAAAGCCGAAUGCGGUGGUAUAAAAACUUUACUAAGGAAUAAACAUGAGAUAUUUGAAUUUUGGGAAGGGGAUUUUGUUGGUAUACGAAAACCAAAACCUGAAAUGGCCAAGGUGAAAGUGAAACAACAAACUGUUAAAAAACGUCCUUGCUUUUUCAAAGAGUAUCAUCCUGAUGGGUGUCCCUUAGCUUCCGAGGACUGUACAUUUAUACAUUAAGCAUCUAAAAUGUGGUUUAUUUUAAAUAACAAAACUUAAAAUAUAUUUAAAUAAGAUUUUAAUUAAAGUUUUAACUCCUGUUCUACUAUACAAAUUCUGUUUUCACAUUAACUUUUUUUUUUUAAAAGCGUCUUUAUGUCAAUAGCUUUACGCAUGAUUUUAUACAAUUUUAAAUUUUGAAUAAAAUUGCAUGAUUUUUUAA